UUCAUAAUUUAUCAGCUUCGAUACAAUUUCGAACUUUUUUGAAAUUAAAUUUAAUUAAAAUAAAACUAAAAUUUAAAGAAAAUGAUUCGUUUAGUUUUAUUUGCUUUCUUAAUCGGUGCCGCUGUUGCCACUGAAUUUAAAGCUUGUAAAUCAGGACCAUCACCAAUUGCAGUUCGUGUUGAAGGAUGUGAUAGUUUACCCUGCAAUGUCGUUAGUGGAACAACAGUCAGCAUGGAAAUAGAUUUUACCGUUGGUGAUAACGAUGCAAGCAAACUCCAAACUAAAGUUAGAGCAACUGCAUUCGGUGUAACCGUCCCAUACAAAUUACCAGGUGAUAUCGGAAAUGUUUGUUUACAUUUAGAUAAUGAUCAAGAAUGUCCGCUUGAUGCCGGUGAAGGUGCAACUUAUUUAUUCAGUUUACCAAUUGGUAAAUAUCCAGAAAUUGGUGUUGCCGUUGAAGUUGAUAUCAAAAAUCAAAAUGAUCAAUCCGUUUCUUGCUUUAUUGCUGAUAUUAAAGUAAAAAGCUCUUAAAAAUUUAAUAGUUUAAUAAUAAUGUAAUAGGACAAAACAAUGUGAUUUUUUAAAUUAUGAUUUAAAUAAGAAUAAUAAAAUUAUGAAUUGGA
Messenger RNA from Condylostylus longicornis, 623 nucleotides. RefSeq lists its product as uncharacterized. Gene Ontology annotation, biological process: intracellular cholesterol transport. The record is from RefSeq and is a predicted model, not a curated record. NCBI's taxonomy places the organism in Eukaryota, Metazoa, Arthropoda, Insecta, Diptera, Dolichopodidae. The transcript has 2 exons. Gene Ontology annotation, molecular function: sterol binding. Bases 82 to 531 code for a protein of 149 amino acids.